ACUGUAGGACUCACACGCGGCCUGGGGCGUCACUUCCCGCCCUCGGGUCCCAGGAAGGGUCACGUGGGGGAGGAUGAGCCAAUGGCAGGGCCACUCCCCCCCUCCCGCCGCAGCUCCCACGUGCUCCCUGCCUGUCUGCAGGGGCUGCUCAGGACCAUGCGCCCCGCGCUGACCGCCCAGCUCUUCCUGAGCUUCUCCGUGAUCCAAGCGCUGCAAGAGUCCUACGAGCUGCCGGCGCCCCGCUUGGAGGUGGAGCCCAGCUACCCGGUGCCGCUGGGGGCGACGCUGCUGCUGCGCUGCCGGGGGGCGUCCGACCCGUUCAGCUACCGCUUCUACAAGGAGGCUCUGCGGGAGGCCCUGAGCCUGGAGGACUCGUGCUGGGAGAGCAUGACCCCCCACCUGCGCCACCCCCAGGCCAGGCUGGGCGGCCGCUACCGCUGCCAGUACGACUUCCACGCCUUCUGGUCCAAGCUCAGCGUGCCGCGGGAUGUGCCGGUGGCCGACCUCUAUGAAGAACCCUUCCUGUGGGAGACUCCCGGACUCUCGGUGCCCCCCGGGGAGAACGUCACCUUCCACUGUAACUCCAGCGGGGGCCUGGACAAGUUCGUCCUGUACCACAGCACGCCGGAGCGUGGAUUCCGGACUCUCAAGCCCCAAGACGGGAACGAGGCCGUUGUCCCUCUCCACAACGAAACAGAGGAAAUAAAUGGGAAUUACACAUGCAAGGGCUACGUGAGCAGUGAGCCCCAUCGGUGGUCGGCUGCCACUGACAGCCUGGUGCUGAGUGGCGGGGGCCUCCCUCCUGGGUGCCGUAAAGCCGUUCUUCUCCAUGUGGUCCUGGCCUUGGCCAUGCUGAGGGGCUUAGGUGCAGUGCUGAAGCCUGGGGGACCCAGAGCUGUUCCCGUGGAGACAGACAGAUGGAGUUCCCUGCUCCCUGAUUCCCAAGCCCAACCUCAUUAGGAACCUACAAUAAAUCGCUGAUCGCA
Antechinus flavipes (yellow-footed antechinus) is the source of this 986-nucleotide messenger RNA. Its product is annotated as platelet glycoprotein VI-like. The transcript has 5 exons. NCBI's taxonomy places the organism in Eukaryota, Metazoa, Chordata, Mammalia, Dasyuromorphia, Dasyuridae. Bases 82 to 960 code for a protein of 292 amino acids. The record is from RefSeq and is a predicted model, not a curated record.